CUCAACUCCUAGCUAGCUUGAUUUCUGAGAUAAGGGAAGAGACUACUUUAGCUGAGAGAUAAUGGGGAGGCAACCAUGUUGUGAUAAGGUUGGGUUGAAGAAGGGACCUUGGACAGCUGAAGAGGACAAGAAGCUCAUCAACUUCAUCCUCACCAAUGGCCAAUGCUGCUGGAGAGCUGUGCCUAAGCUUGCAGGAUUGUUGAGGUGUGGAAAAAGCUGCAGGCUGAGAUGGACAAACUAUCUUAGGCCAGACUUGAAGAGAGGUCUUUUAUCUGAACUUGAAGAGAAAAUGGUCAUUGAUCUUCAUGCCCAACUUGGCAACAGAUGGUCUAAGAUUGCUUCUCAUCUCCCUGGAAGAACUGACAAUGAGAUCAAGAAUCACUGGAAUACCCACAUCAAGAAGAAGCUGAAAAAAAUGGGGAUUGAUCCUCUCACUCACAAACCACUUCCCAAUGACAAUGAGACUGAAAACAAAACCCAAACAAAGCAACAUAGAAAAAAUGACCAAGAGCAACAGCUACAGGAAGAACAAUCUUGUACAGCUACUGAUGACAUAUCUGAAAUUGACCAAAUCAAUGAGGAGGCCAAAAGUGAAGACAAAGUUGAAUUUGUGACAAUGGAUCAUGAUGACCUCUUGAAUGGGUUCAGCAUAGAUGAAGUUCCACUAAUUGAGCCUCAUGAGAUUCAUCUAGUUCCUAAUUGUGCUCCUUCUUCAUCAACUUCAUCUUCUUCAUCAUGUUCAAAUUCAUCCUCUAAUUUUCUUGAAGACUUGCAAUAUCUACCAGAUUUUGAGUGGCUAAAUUCUGAUUAUAGCAACAACAUCAACAACAUCAUUAUCGACAAUGACACCAUGAGUUUGUGGGAUGAUGACUUCAGCAGUUGGGGCCAAGAAUCUUGGGCAUUCGGAGUUUUGUAAAAACGGGAAAAAGAAUUCCACUUUGCAUACUUGUAACUUAAUUUUCCUUGUUCAUUGCAAUUGUCAAAGAGUAUGAAUAAAUAAAGGAUGGACAUGAUACCAAAUU
Molecule: messenger RNA, 1022 nt
Organism: Argentina anserina (silverweed cinquefoil)
Lineage: Eukaryota; Viridiplantae; Streptophyta; Magnoliopsida; Rosales; Rosaceae
Product: transcription factor MYB20-like
Exons: 3
Coding region: 62-916 (284 amino acids)
Source: RefSeq, a predicted model, not a curated record